This is a messenger RNA of Mercenaria mercenaria, 5062 nucleotides long. RefSeq names its product filaggrin-2-like. Bases 3392 to 4576 code for a protein of 394 amino acids. The transcript is spliced from 4 exons. NCBI's taxonomy places the organism in Eukaryota, Metazoa, Mollusca, Bivalvia, Venerida, Veneridae. The record is from RefSeq and is a predicted model, not a curated record.
UUCACCUCAGUUGAAAAAGGGUAAUUUUGAAAUGUUAUAAUAAUCUGGAUUUAAAGGAAAUGAAUUUCAAGUUAGUAUAUGUUUGUGGUCAUACUGCACAGGGGAGGGUUUCAUCCGAGUCCUUUGGUCUGUAUUCCAUUAAAUUUGUAGUUUUCAUCUGUCGAAAUACAGUCUUGUGAUCAACGAUAAAACAUUGUAUUGACUCGUAGUUAGAAAUUUGUAUCUGCUUGUUAGAAAUUGGUACGAGCAUAUUUGGAACAAAUCAGAAUUGAUUUUGAUGCUAUCAAGAAGCAUUGCCCCAAGAGAGUUUUUUGAGCAAAUAGCAACACAUUUAUACUAAUAAAGACAUAUUUGUGAAUUAUUGACCUCUCAAAUGGGCAAUAAUUGUACAUUAUUGCAUUUAUACCUAAAUGACUUCAAGAUUGUCUUUAAAAAAGUUCUGUGAAAGGAUGCAAGUUUUUUCUUUAAUUCAGAUGUAUUUAAUAAUCCUGAAAGUUUCUCUUUUUGAAACAGCAAAAUGUUCUGCUUUUUAAUCUAAGAUGUCCAUUUUUAGCUCAUCUGAUUUUUUGAAAAAAAAUGAUGAGUUAUUGUCAUCACUUGAGCGGUUGUCGGCGUCGGCGUCGGCGUUGCCUGGUUAAGUUUUAUGUUUAGGUCACCUUUUCUCCUAAACUAUCAAAGCUAUUGCUUUGAAACUUGGAAUACUUGUUCACCAUCAUAAGCUGACCCUGUAUAGCAAGAAACAUAACUCCAUCUUGCUUUUUGCAAGAUUUAUGGCCCCUUUUGUACUUAGAAAAUAUCAGAUUUCUUGGUUAAGUUUUAUGUUUAGGUCAACUUUUCUCCUAAACUAUCAAAGCUAUUGCUUUGAAACUUGGAAUACUUGUUCACCAUCAUAAGCAGACCCUGUACAUCAAGAAACAUAACUCCAUCUUGCUUUUUGCAAGAUUUAUUGCCCCUUUUGGACUUAGAAAAUCAGUUUUCUUGGUUAAGUUUUAUGUUUUGGUCAGCUUUUAUCCUAAACUAUCAAAGCUAUUGCUUUAAAACUUGCAACACUUGUUCACCAUCAUAAGUUGACCCUGUACAGCAAGAAACAUAACUCCAUCCUGCUUUUUGCAAGAUUUAUGGCCCCUUUUGGACUUAGAAAAUAUCAGAUUUCUUGGUUAAGUUUUUUGUUUAGGUCAACUUUUUCUCUUAAACUAUCAAAGCUAUUGCUUUGAAACUUGCAACACUUGUUGACCAUCAUAAGCUGACCCAGUACAGCAAGCAACAUAACUCCAUCCUGUUUUUUGCAAUAAUUAUUGCCCUUUUUGGACUUAGAAAAUAAUUUUCUUGGUUGAGUAUUAUGUUUAAGUCAACUUUUCUCAUAAACUAUCAAAGCUAUUGCUUUAAAACUUGCAACAGUUUUUCACCAUCAUAAGUGGACACUGAACAUCAAGAAACAUAACUCUAACCUGCUUUUUGCAAGAAUGAUGGCCCUUUUUAGACUUAGAAAAUCAUGGGUAGGACAAUAUUUCUAUUACACAAAAAAAAUCAGAUGAGCGUCAGCACCCGCAAGGCGGUUCUCUUGUUAUUGAUUGUUGCAAGUCAUUUAUUUAUAAAUCUAUAUCAAGCUGGUAGCUAGCUAGUAUUCACCCUUCAGUAAUUUGAUAAAACGUGCUCAGUCUGUAACAUAAUUACCACUUUCCUUCCACUGUCUUUCUUACCAGUGAACCAGUUAUGCAGCACAACCGUUUGAAAAUGACACAUAAUCCUGAAAGUUUCUCUUUUUGAAACAGCAGAAUGUUCUGCUUUUUAAUCUAAGAUGUCCAUUUUUAUUGAUUGUUGCAAGUCAUUUAUUUAUAAAUCUAUAUCAAGCUAGUAGCUAGCUUAAGUAUUCACCCUUCAGUAAUUUGAUAAAACGUGCUCAGUCUGUAACAUAAUUACCACUUUCCUUCCACUGUCUUUCUUACCAGUGAACCAGUUAUGCAGCACAACCGUUUGAAAAUGACACAUUUAACAAAGCAGUAUUCAUUUGUAUUUAUUAGGUUGACAGUCAUACCAACAAUAAUUAGGUCUAUUGACAACUUUUCCAGCUUUUGAUUAUGGAGAAAGACCCAAUGUGCAACUUGCAGCAUUGUCUCUUACAUGAGCGUGCCCCUGUUUAGAACCACAGACACUUCUUAUGUCAGUUGGAUGGCUUUCUAACAUGAAGAUUUCUACACCCCAUGUGAGGUUUUGAACCUUCAAUUUAGAGGGGGAAGUGAUUUAGAGUCAGUAACCUUAACUACUCUGCCAUGGAGUUCUUCAAAGAAAUAUUUAGCAGAUAGAGACAGAUUUUCUAAGGGGCUAGUACUGAUUCUUCCCAGGAAAGAAUGUAUUGCAUGUAUUGCUGCUAUACACCAGGACGUAAAAAAACGUGUCUGUUCACAAAGAGUUCCGUUAAGUUAGACGGACAAACCUGUAUCUAACAGACCUUUCGCAGUCUGAUCUUGGCUUUCUCUUGCUAUGUCCCUCUGGUCAGAUCACUCAGUAUCUGCUGGUAGAGGAUGAAUUUGGCACCUUGAGUGACUGCCUUUGUAUGUUAAGUACCUCUGAAGGUGUUUGUCAUGAAAAAGGUGCAUAAUAAAUUUGGUAUAAUAUUCUUUUUGUAUUGUCUUAUUUGCACAGUUUUUCAUCUACCAUAUUCUUACAGGGACAUAGAUUUAGAUGAAAUAAAUAUCAAAACUGUGAAAUGUGUCAAAAAUACAGUGAGAGUUGCUGGGAAUUGUUAUCUAAGUACAGGAUAAUCAAAAAAGAAAUCAAAAUAUAUAUAUGAACAUCUUUGUUUCAAAUUGACUAAAUCAUUUUGGGCUGUUUUUUUUCUACUCCAAAGCUUUUUUUUUUUAUUAAAGAAGACUGGAUCUAUGUUUCCUGUAUCUAAACUAUUAAAAAGGAAGUAAGUUUUGAUUGGUCGUAUGAUUUGAAACUCCAUUUCUCACUGGUGAUGCAGUGUGAAUUUAUUUGGGAUGGGAGCAGUCAUGGUGUAUUGAUUCAAACAACACCCUGGGCAAAUUAUAGUAUUUGUCAAGGACAUGAUUGACAGGGGACAAAUUUCUAGACAAACACUAAUAAGGACAUGUAAACCAUUUCAUGAUGGGAAUUGAUGAGUACUGCAAUCUGAUUGGUUAACAUUUUGAAAAUUUCAAAAUGAGACAACACUAUGACAUAUUAGAGAAACUCCCUAACACAGGCCUGGGGUAGUAAGUUAAUAGGUUAAUGAAAUACAGAGUGUAAGCAGUUAAAUUUCGCACACAAGAAGUGCAGUAUAUGUACAACUGUUGUAAUUGAUUUUUACCUUGUAUUACGGAUGUAAGAAGUUUGAAGGAAUAAAAACUAACAUAGAAAAGUCAAUUUAGAGGAAAAAGAACUUUGAAACAUGUGGAUAUCAUUUUCAGUCUUAAUGGUUGUGUUGGUGGGUUUGUGUGAGUGUUUCCACCUUCAGAACCAGCCCAGGGUGAGACGAUCAGUCUGUAGGCGAGCCCCACCGUGUUGCCCCGGGCAUGUGUGCCGAGCCUACCAGAGGUUUGAUGCUUCCAGACCUGUAGCUGCUUGUGCAAGAAGCCUCGACAGCAGACCUCUGUAUGCACCUGGAUCACAAGCUCAGCAAAGAAUUUGUGGUGCUGGUUCCCGUGGUCUCACCAGUAUUGGUUCCCGUUCCCCAGGAUCUCCCAGAAGGCAGCCUGUAACGCGAGGACUUCGCCAGUUAAGAGGUAGUCUGUCACCAGGGUUUGAAAUGAACUCUGGGAUUGGUCAGUCACAAACUGGAGUAAGGCAAGGAGGAGGUAUACGUGGCACUGGAAGAGAAGGAAAUAGAUUUGGACCUUCUUCACGCUUAUCAUGGGAUCAAGGCAGAACACAGCUUCCACAAAGAUUUCCAGGACAGACUAUGCAGAUGCCAGGACAAGAUGUUAUGGGUCAAGGUCAGAUGGGAUUCCCUGAUUUUCCACCUAUGCCAUCAUUUGGAGAUCAACUUUCUCAGCCAGACUUGUUCCCUGCUGGCCUUAGUCCAGAACAAAGCUUAGGAGGUCAACCAAACACAUUUGCUUCAUUGCCUGGACAGCAAGGAUUUGGUCAGGGUCAAAGGUCAUUUGGUACAAUGGAUGAACAAAGGUUUGGUUUAGGUGGGUCUGUACGAGGACAAGGUCAGCAAGGUUUUGGAGGUCAGUUUCCAUCAGGACAGAGCUUCCAAUCAGGACAGAGAGGUCGUGGAGGUCAAGCUAGUUUUGAUCAAGGUCAGGUUGAUUUGAGACAGCCCCAGUCUUCAUUUGGGGGUCAAUCGUUCGACAGUCAAUCAUUUGGUAGUCAGUCUAUGGGUGGUCGUUCAUUAGGUGGUCAGUCGUUUGGUAGAAGGCAGUCUUUUGGUGCAGGACAGUCUUUUGGUGGAAGGCAAACCUUUGGAGGAGCAGAUUUCGGUCAGUUGCCAAGUUCAGCUGGUGGAGGAAGCGCUCCACGACCUUUCCUUGUGGAGCAACCACCCAUAUCAGCCUCUUCGAUAAGUGGUGUCCAGGAACAAGGGCAAGGACAGUCGGGUGCAGCACAGCCUCAGCAACCUAGAACUUAGGGUCAAGGUGAUAUAGAAAAAAAAAGUUUUACAGUUAAACUUACAAAAGCUGUGAUUAGUUUGGAAAUUUUCAAACACCAGAUAGCCUUGUAUCUUCAUUUUACUUGUAUUUAAGGAAUAAGUAAUUUGAUUUCAUUCCUUAACAUGUCCUUAAGAUGACAUUCAAUGUUACCAUGCCAGAGGAGUGUAAACUGUCACACAAGAAGUGUAGAGCAAGUGGUGAAGUACUAAAUACAAACGAUAUAAAUUGCUGCUGUGUAGCAUAGCUUGAAAACCAAGAUCAAGUUAAUAUCUUAUCCCACAAUCUGCUUUAAACAAUGUAUUGUUAAUUGAUUAUUUCAUAAUAUUUUCCAAUAGAUGUAUUCAUUCUUGCUAGACUCAAUAUAUUAUACAUUUAAAUAAUUAAAGUCACAAUGGUAGUAGCUCUAGAAUCCUGACCAUGUUGGGGUUCCCAUUCUGACCCAAAGUAUUCAGAGAAGGAAAGUU